AUGACUCCACUUCAGAGAGUACCAGAAACAAUCGCCGCCUGGAACGUUGCUGUUGAACAGCGUCGCUUGCAAGGCAAAACCAUUCACGGAGAAGGCCUUGGGCGAAUGGAUCGGAAAGGCGAACGCCAAAUUGGAGGCCGGCACAUGCUGGCAAACCAUCUCGGCGGACUUCCCAAGAAACAAAACCCCGGAGGAACUUUCGCGCUGGUGCGCCACUAUCAGGAUGAAGUGUGCAGCAGAGAGUUGGAGUUUAAACCCAACUGCCUCGACACGCCGGUCGCAAUGCGCACUCGUUCUCACACAACAUCAGGUCUGGAGUCUCAGUUUAGAAGCCUUUCGGUUGAGGACUCUCCAACCAGGUCCAGGUCAACCGGCCUCUCCACAAGCUUAGUCCCCAUGACUCCUCUAAACCAGAGCUCUGCGUACGCCCCUUCAUACGGGACUCCAGGUUACGGUGAUGAGGGAACCCCGUCUCCAUUGCAGAUCUUGUCUCCCGGCCCCGAGGAGCUGCACCACGUCAUGUACCCGCCGACUAAGGAUGAGCAAAUAGUCAACACCGCAUUGGUGCUUCUUCUCAAUGCGCUAGCCAUGUAUCAAAAUCUUAACGUUUCCUGGACGAUGCAUCGUAUCCCUCUGCGGGCCAUCUUUGACCCCUAUAGCUUCGAAGCAAGGACCGAUGGGUACCUUAGUGACGGCCAAGGGAAUUCUCAGGUGCUUAUUGAGGUGAAACCUGUGAGGAGAGAGGAUAAAUUAGCGCCAAUUCGCAUGCAGGAGAGCGCUCAGAUGGUGGCUUGGAUCAAGGCAUACGAAGAUGGUGUUCAAGGCCCACGCAAAAUGCGCUUUAUUAUUUCCCAAGUCCGACACGAGAUCUUCAUCACGCUUGCAGAGUACAAGACCGAGUAUGUUAACUAUCUACAGGGUGUGAGCGACGCGAGCGGCAACAUAUCACUAAUGGCGAUGCACGAAUACGGUCCGUGGGACACUCGCAGUGCGGCCCAUAUGUACGACUUGGGAUUGAUUCUGUUGGCGAUAUCCCUUCAGGCAGAUGCGGAGGUAUGGAGGUAA
Messenger RNA from Aspergillus calidoustus, 1065 nucleotides. Lineage: Eukaryota; Fungi; Ascomycota; Eurotiomycetes; Eurotiales; Aspergillaceae. The record is from the annotation of a GenBank genome assembly.